UAUUGUUAUGCAUUGCAGAGCAUCUGUCUCUCCUCUAGUGCUCAGUCAGCCUCUGUAGGUUUUUGGGCCCAGACUGUGCAACAGCCUAGCCUAGUCCAGGGCAGGACAUGAGAAAAAGAAGAGUGGUAAAAAAGCAAAUGAGUGCUGCAAGGACUGCUCCUCUUCCAACAGAGGGACAGUCUGCGACCCUGAAUGAUGAACAAGCUCAUCUGGAGUCGGUUGGCCAAUACAUUGAAAAUGUGCAGAGGAAUUAUUCGCAUCCAGCAAAUCUACCACCCCUACCCUCGUCCCGGGGGCCUGCAACCGCAACCGAUUUAGCGGGGUUCGAUGUGUCUCCAGAGAGAUCAGGGGAUCAUGACUUGGAAGAGCCUUACAGUGUGACUGUUUUUGAGAUGACUUGUAAAUCAGUGAUAAAUCCAUGGGAAGGCUUUGAUUUUCAAAGAAACGCAAGAUCUUGCAUUCCCGUUUGCUCUGCAGGGAUAAUAAUAGAGGAACUCCUCUUCCUGCCCUGUGAGAUACGAGCUUCAAGCUCAAAUGGAUUAGAAGGGAUCUCUAUAUCCGCCUGCAUUUGUUGAACGGCCGGGUCGAUAUACACUAUAUCUUCUGUAGUGUCUUCCAAUUGCUUAGCAUGAUCUCUAUCAUGCAUUUCUGCCAGUCCGAUUUCAUCUGCCAGAUUCAUUGCCAUUAUCUCCCUCUCCGGGCUGCCUAAAAAGCCCUUGUGUGAUAUAGACCAGUCCAGGCAAGAAGGAAUGGCUUUCCAUUCUUGAUCUGCAUUAUACUGGGAAAGGGAAGUAAAAAAGCUUGUAAUUUUUUGCUGGCCCUUUAACUCAGGAUAAGGGCUUUCAGCCUGUUGUAGCAAUGGUGGAGAAACAAGCCGGGUCUUUCCACAAUUUUUUUUCUUUAUUUUGUUUUCCCUGGGCAAACUCUCCAAGGGAAGAGGGAGGCCCAAGGCUUUCCUUUCCUUUCUCAUUAGUACCAUAUGUUAAUCUACCGACUUCAAAAGUUAAGGGAGUAAGGAGGCUGUUAAUCAAUUGUUAGCGAAGAGUGGGAGGAAUUUAUGCUUGCUCUUCUGUAUGAAAGCAUCCAGUUCACUUUUAAACUCCAAAUUCUCCAGACAAGUGUAUAAACAUGAAGUCUGUAGAUUGCUGAAUUGCUUUUAAAGAAAAUGUAAUCCAGAAAGUUAAUUGUCCAGAAAAAAGCUAAGCCGAUAGAGCCGGCAGGGAAAAGCUCACCCUUCAUCAGCAACCGGAACCGGAAGUCCGGUUUGCAUUAAUAUAGAUAUUUAAACACACAUUUACCCAAUAUAUGCAAUUUUGUGCACAUUACGAGGCUGGAAAGCUGCACUGUAAAAUUCGGAGAGGUGCGAAUUUAGAUGUGUUCAGUCCAUGUACUGUUUCCAAAAGUGUGAAUUGGGUAGGUUCACCUAUAAAUGUGAACUGAUUUGAAUUUCCCCCCUCAUCUCUAGAAGCAGGUGAGGCUGUGAGAGAGUAACUGGCCCAAGAUCUCACCAUGACCUUCGUGACUUUUGAAACCAGUUUUCUCCCCAUUCAUGCAUGUGUUUGAGGUAUGGGCAGUGCCGGGGGGGAGGGGAGUUAGGCAAGCACCCCCCAAACAAGGAGCCCAUUCUUGUCUAGUAUAUUCUGCGCACCUAGAAAUAUACUUUGCCCCUUCUGUCCCCCCAAAAAAAUUCUUUUCUGGUGUUGCUUCUGGCUUGAGGAAGAGUGGACAGGAAUCAAAGAAAAGGCAGCCUUUUUCAUACGUGUAUCUAAAGGGUGGCUUAAGAAUCCUGCCUUUGGUUUUUUG
This is a messenger RNA of Rhineura floridana, 1803 nucleotides long. RefSeq lists its product as uncharacterized. The record is from RefSeq and is a predicted model, not a curated record. The coding region runs from base 108 to 575 and encodes 155 amino acids. The transcript has 4 exons. NCBI's taxonomy places the organism in Eukaryota, Metazoa, Chordata, Lepidosauria, Squamata, Rhineuridae.